This is a messenger RNA of Trichomonas vaginalis G3, 669 nucleotides long. Its product is annotated as phospholipid acyltransferase family. The transcript has a single exon. The record is from RefSeq and is a predicted model, not a curated record. NCBI's taxonomy places the organism in Eukaryota, Parabasalia, Trichomonadida, Trichomonadidae. Bases 1 to 669 code for a protein of 222 amino acids.
AUGCUUGUUUUACUCGGAGAAUCAAAUAUCACACUUAAACCAACUGCAUUAAUUCCAAAUUAUUUCGAAGAAGAAGAAAAUAUAAGACCUAAUGCUGGUGAUAUUAUAAUUAGCAACUGCGUCUCAUAUAUUAGUUUAUUUUGGUACCAAUUUGUUCUUUCUCCACUGUUUGUAAUCACAUCUGGCCCAGAUUAUGUAGUAUGCAAAUCAUUUUUUCCUCUUCUAGGUGAUAUUUUUGCAGGAAGAAAAAUUAAUCAUGGAAAAACAAUGCAGUUUUCGACUGCUAUUAAAAUUGCAAAGAGAAAUCAACAGCCAAUUGUAAUAUUCCCCGAAGAAACAUUUACAAAUGGCAAAUAUGUUAUCAAAUUUACUGAUUUUACGAAAAAGCUGACCUUUGAUGGAAAAAUAUUCAUUUAUGGUAUCAGUCACAGCAUUGGUGUGAUGUCCCCUUGUUGCUUUGAAUCAAAUAUUGGUUUGCAUAUUAUUAUGAUGUUAGGACGUUUUGGAACAUCAAUGCGUGUUUUUUCUGCUCUCCCUCAAGAUAUACCUAAAUUGGAUGAUCAAUUUAUUGAAAAUUCCCGUAAUAUCAUGGCAACAAUACUCAGAAUUCCGACCUCGAGUUUUUCAGCUUCGGAUAGGGUUGAAUUUUAUAAAACUAACACUGACUAA